AUGACAUCGCUGGACCAGAAGCUACCGCUGCUCAUCUACAAGCGCGCAGAAUUUCCAUCCUUGCAAACAGGCGACUCAACACCAAGGUAUCACGAGAACGACCAGGAGGCAUGCGAAGUUCUGGGCAAAGCUCUGUGGGAGGCGAGCGUCGAGAAAGUGACCAAGGUCCUGAUACCCGAGGCCAGUGGCCACGCGCAGAUCGCAGUCGCGAUGAACGCGCCGAAAGUUACGCAUGCCGUGUUCAUGAAGACGCUCUCGGGCACCCGGCGGCGGGCUGAACAGACCCUCUAUGGAUAUUUGGGCCAUUUCUAUGCACAGGAGCGGAAGAGCGCGACUUUCGACAGCCCGGAGACGGAGGUACGAGACUGGACCGUGGAGGUUGCGAAGAUCCUCUGCAAGGCAUGCCUCGAUCUGAUUGACAAGGACGGGACAACAAGUGAGCUAUUGAAGCAAGCCACAGAAGCGCCCGAGGCUGCCAUCGAAGCGAAGGAUAGUACAGGAUCGACUUUCGACGCGCUGGCAUUCGUGACAGGUCGCGAGAGUUGGGUUCGUACUGGGUCUGGCAACAAGACCAAGACGUGCGCGGCGAUGCCAGAGUUGGUGGAGAUGUCGGCAGCAACAACGGCGAAGGUGUAAAGCUGGAGGAAGAACGAUCAUAAUGAUCUGUACGUCUCAUGCGCAGCGAGAGACUGAAACUGAGGCAGAGCUAGAGAUCGCUAGAAGGAAGGCCUCCGGCAUUUGCAUGGGGGUACUCGC
Messenger RNA from Schizophyllum commune H4-8, 756 nucleotides. RefSeq lists its product as uncharacterized. Bases 1 to 636 code for a protein of 211 amino acids. The record is from RefSeq and is a predicted model, not a curated record. The transcript has 4 exons. Lineage: Eukaryota; Fungi; Basidiomycota; Agaricomycetes; Agaricales; Schizophyllaceae.